AUGGUAAUAAGACGCAGAGUCAAGGAGGCCAUUUACGUGAAAAGGGAAAGACCAUCUCUGAAUCGAGGAGGGGGCCUAAGGGUACAUCUGUCACCAUCUUACAAUGCUGUGAUUGCAGCCAUUCCCCAACUCUCUGUGAAUGCUCGUCUGACUGUGAGUCCCAGCAGCUCUCAGUUCUUUGAAGGAGACUUUGUGUCUCUGAGCUGUGAGGAGGACGACAGCUCUGCUGGAUGGACUCUGAGGAGAAACACAAGCAAACCAAACAUCACUCAGUGUGGAGAUGGGUGGGGAAAACCAGCUGGUUCUUCUUGUAACAUUGAUGUUUUCCCUCAUGACAGUGGAGUUUACUGGUGUGAGUCCAGCGAGGGUCCCAUCAGUAACAUGGUUAACCUGACAGUCACUGGUGGAUCAGUGAUCCUGCAGAGUCCUGUCCUCCCUGUGAUGGAGGGAGAUGACGUCACUCUGCUCUGUAAAACAAAGACCACUCCCUCCAACCUCCCAGCUGCUUUCUAUAAAGAUGGCUCCCUCAUCAGGAAGCAGCCUACAGGUCACAUGACCAUCCAGCAUGUUUCCAGGUCUGAUGAAGGCCUCUACAAGUGUGACAUCAGCGGUCAUGGAGAGUCUCCAUCCAGCUGGAUCACUGUCACAGACAAACUCACCACCACACCUCCUCCUACAUCCACACCUCCACCUGGAUCCACCUCUACUACUGUUCUCUCAGCGUUGUCAUGUGUUGGAUCAGUCUGUGUUGUGGUUCUACUGGUGUUACUGGUUCUCCUGAGGAGACGACAUGCCCACAGGAAACCUGAAGAUCAAGCUGGGAAAGAUGAGAUUACAUACAGUGACAUUAGAGUAACACAUCGCCAACGACAACAACCAAUAAGCCAUAACAAAGAAGACGAUCCAGCUGUAAUCUACUCAGGAGUGAGACAUGACAACAUCAGUUAUGAACAAAUUGUCAUCACAGACAAGCAAGAGAAAUCAAAGAUCAGAGAGUGCAAUUCAGCUACAAUCUACUCAGAAGUGAUAGCAGGCGACGUCUGCCAUGGACUGAAAACCACCAGAUCAAAGAGGCCCAAAGAGCCAGACACCAUCUACUCUUUACUGAAGUAGUCCACCAGUCCAACCACGUCCAGCUGCUGGUCUCUAACUGGUCCCACCAGCACCUCAGACCAGAGGACAUCUAUAGAUUUUCACUGAGAUAAUUCAAAAAUAACAUUCUAUUUUAACUAGCUUUAAAUGUUUUUUAUGGCAAAUGAGAAUAUAAAUAUGUUAAUAUGAUUCAUAACUCUAUUAUUAUUUAAACUUUAUUCGUGUUUGUUGGUUCCUGC
Pelmatolapia mariae (spotted tilapia) is the source of this 1331-nucleotide messenger RNA. RefSeq names its product low affinity immunoglobulin gamma Fc region receptor II-like. The coding region runs from base 1 to 1113 and encodes 370 amino acids. The record is from RefSeq and is a predicted model, not a curated record. Gene Ontology annotation, biological process: cell surface receptor signaling pathway. Gene Ontology annotation, cellular component: plasma membrane. Gene Ontology annotation, molecular function: transmembrane signaling receptor activity. NCBI's taxonomy places the organism in Eukaryota, Metazoa, Chordata, Actinopteri, Cichliformes, Cichlidae. The transcript has 8 exons.